Molecule: messenger RNA, 2412 nt
Organism: Trichosporon asahii var. asahii CBS 2479
Lineage: Eukaryota; Fungi; Basidiomycota; Tremellomycetes; Trichosporonales; Trichosporonaceae
Product: prenyltransferase
Exons: 10
Coding region: 1-2412 (803 amino acids)
Biological process (GO): ubiquinone biosynthetic process; mRNA processing
Cellular component (GO): mitochondrial inner membrane
Molecular function (GO): 4-hydroxybenzoate polyprenyltransferase activity; RNA binding
Source: RefSeq, a predicted model, not a curated record
AUGCAUUUGGCUGUGAACCCCUGGUUAGCCGCUGACCCCAGAUUCUUCAAAACGCUCACUGACCAGGUGAUCACGGUCGAGCUCAAGAAUGACCUGUGCAUCACCGGAACGUUGAAAUCUGUCGACCAGUUCCUCAACAUCCGGCUAGACGGCAUCCGCGUCGAGGACCCGGAAAAGUACCCUCACAUGCUCGCUGUCAAGAACGUGUUCAUCCGUGGAUCCGUCGUGCGCUACGUCCGCAUGCCGGCGCGUACCGUUGACACGACCCUGCUCGAGGACGCGACGAGACGCGGCCUCGGCCUGAUGCUGCGGCCGAGACUGUCUGCCCCUCCGCCCUUGCCGGCAGGUGCGCGCCGCUACCUCCGCCUCCGAACGCGGUCUCCGAAAGUCAUUCCGGCCCAAGUCCGUCAGAACUCGACGGUGCAGCCGCCAAACGUCCCCGCCGCCUCCUCGCUCUCUUCCACUAAGCCCGUCUCUGCCCCCUCCUCCGAUGUCUCCGCUACACCAGCUGCAGCUACCGCUGCACCCGCUGCACCCGCUGCUACGGCUGCCCCGGCCGACCCGCCCUCUUGGGUCGACCGCUUCCCGAAGAAGAUGCAGCCGUACAUGCGCCUCCUGCGUCUCGACAAGCCAAUCGGCACGAUCCUACUGUACUGGCCCGGCGCGUGGGCCAUCACGAUGGCGUCGACCAGUAUUGCCGCCCCGCCGACGACGCCGGUGUGGUACAUGCUUCUCUUUGGCGUUGGCGCGAUCAUCAUGCGCGGCGCGGGAUGUGUCGUGAAUGACAUGUGGGACGUGAAGAUGGACCGGAUGGUUGAACGCACAAAGUCCCGCCCCAUCGCCGCGGGCGACAUCACGCAAACGCAGGCGCUGGCCUUCCUCGCGUCCCAGAUGACGCUGGGCCUGGGCAUCCUGACCCAGCUGAACUGGUACUCGAUCGUGCUUGGCGCGUGCUCCGUCCCCCUCAUCAUCAUCUACCCGCUCAUGAAGCGGUACACGUACUACCCGCAAAUCGUGCUCGGACUGUGCUUCGACUGGGGCGCGCUGCUGGGCUGGUCGGCUGUCGCGGGCGUCGUGAACUGGAGCGUGGCCGCGCCGCUGUACAUUGGGAGCGUUAUGUGGUGUGUCGGCUACGACACCAUUUAUGCUCAUCAGGACAAGACGGACGACGUGCUCGCCGGCGUGAAGAGCACCGCGCUCGCGUGGGGCGACAAGACCAAGCCCAUCGUCGGCACCCUGUAUGCCGGCUUCAUCUCCUGCCUCGCCGUGGCCGGACACGCGAUGGGCGCCGGGCCGAUCUACUACGCCGUCUCGUGUCUCGGCACAGCGGCCCACCUCGCGUGGCAGGUCAUCACCGUCGACUUGGACAGCCGCGCAGACUGCUGGGCCAAGUUCAAGGCCAACGGCUUCGUGGCCGGCACGCUGGUCUGGCUCGGCAUCGCGGGCAACUAUGUCCAGCAGGUCGUCCUGCCCAUGCUGGGUAUGAAAAAGUUGGGCGAGUGGCCCGCCAAAAGCCAAUGUCUCAUUGUCUGGUCGUGGUGUCGUACGGGCGCGCUCAACCUUCAAGGGGAGCGCACUUCUCGAAGGAAGCGCAAUGUUACAGAGCGACUAGUGGUGACUUCCCGGCGUGCCGCCAAGGAACGUGGCGGCCUUCUCACGUUGCGUCGCAAAGUCGUCCUUGAAGAAGAGGAUGCCGCAAAUGAUGCCGGCGGCGAAGAAGCCGCAAGAGAUGAUGAGCCAGAAGAAGCCCCACAUGCGCGAACUGCCAAAGUGAACGACCUUGGCGAACUCGGUUGCGUCGGACCCGUUAACUUUGCGCUUCAACGUGUCGUCGAUGACGUCCCACUGAGUGGGCGAGCACGAAGCUAUACUUACGACACUGUAGAGACAGCUCAUGACGCCGAUGAACAAGACCAAGAAGCGGAGCGCGACGGAGCUGCCGACCAGCCAGCAGAGCACAAUCAGCCCCGCCGUGAAGAGGAUGGUGACCCAGGCAAUCAUCGACUUUCGCGCCCACACGAGCGUCAGCAUGAAGAAGACGGCGAGCACGAGGCAGGCGACGCGGGACGCGCGAGUAUCGAAGCCCUCCAGGGGGCUUUCCACGAUCACACCGAGCGACCUCAGUCUCGACACCUCCGCGACUCAGGUACUCACACAAGUGAUCAAAGCAGCGCCAAUGGCCGAGCUCCCCAAGUAUCCAGCCGGCAGCGUGAUGAGGGGUAUACCGCCCCGCAUGCGCGUCGCACCGCCCUCAUCCGGGUCGAGCUGGAUGCUCUCGAUCUUGGCACAGGUGAGCACGCCGGCGAUGGCGUGGCACAUCUCGUGCAUUCCUACGGUCUGCGGUCAGCGCCAAGCAACACGGGCGUAGAGAGGGUGGCGAGUGAGCUGGGGUUGGGGCUCAGUGGGAGGUAA